AUGGGAGCUUAAUGCUGUUGUUCAUCUCCAUAAAAAUUGAUAACUAAUGAAAUAGUAGUGGAUGUGAAAGGGAGUUUACAUACGUUAUCGAAAAAAAGUGUAAACAACGAUUAGUUCGUUGGAGUGGACAAUGUUAAUGAGAUUAAAGAGUAAUAUGAAGACUUUGAAGUUAUUGCAGAUUCUCCAUAAGAUCUGACUCCAAAAGAGGAGUAGAAUGGGUAAUUAUGUAAAGUGUUUGCAUAAUCAGAAAGCAAAGUUGAUAGUAAUUUAUAUAUGUAUAUCAAUAAAAUAGCGUUGCCAAAGAACGGGAUUAAAAAAAAAUUAACCGUAUCCUCUAUUGGAACAGUAAAGCUAGGAGCUGAUGUUUUUGUGAAUCUCAAGUAAGGAAGUAUUCACAAGUAUUACACAACUGGGGAGGUCUUGGGCCAAGGAGCGUAUGGAAAGGUUUGGAAGGUUACUCAUAAAAAUACAGGUAAUUAAAUGGAUGGAUUUUAGGGAUGAUCAGAGCCAUGAAGCAAUUAAAGAAAAGUUCUUUGAUCGUUGAAGAGCAACAAAGACUAUUUGCAGAAAUGAACAUUCUUAAAAAUUUAGAUCAUCCUCACAUUGUUAAAUUAUACGAAUUGUACUAAGAUUAAUAGAACUACUAUUUGAUAACUGAAUAUUUAUCAGGGGGUGAAUUAUUUGAUCGAAUUAAAUCCAUGACAUAUUUCAGUGAAAAAAAAGCAGCUGAAUUUAUUCGAUAAAUCUUGCUUGCUGUUGUUUAUUGUCACGAAUAAAAAAUUGUUCAUAGAGAUUUAAAACCUGAAAAUAUUUUAUUUAUUAAUGAAUCUUCUAAUUCACCAUUAAAAGUCAUCGAUUUCGGAACCUCAAGAAAAUACGAUACUGAAAAGAAGAUGACCAAAAAACUAGGAACUGUAAUAUUUCUAUUUAUUUCUAGGCUUAUUAUAUAGCUCCAGAAGUAUUAAAAUAAGAUUACAAUGAAAAAUGUGAUGUUUGGUCCUGCGGUGUCAUCCUAUACAUACUAUUAUGUGGAUAUCCUCCUUUUACAGGUAAAACUGAAAAAGAUAUUAUGCGUAAAGUGAGCGAGGGCAAAUUUAAAUUUGAUUGUAACUUAUAAUACAAACUUAGUUUAGAGGAAGAUUGGGGCUUUAUCUCAGAAGAAGCUAAAAAUUUGAUAACCAAAAUGCUUCAAGUUAAUCCAAAUCAAAGAAUCUCAGCCAAAUAAGCCUUGCACGAUCCCUGGAUUGAUAAACACAAUUUAAAUGAAUAAGUCAAUUAAAUAGUGUUAUAAAAUUUGUAAAAAUUCCAAGUAAUUCUAUUUUAUAGCACAAUAGGCUAAAUCUAUAUUUACUUAGGCUGUCCUUUCUUAUAUCGCAUGCUAAAUGACUUCUUAAUAGGAAUAGGACGAGUUAGUUAAGACCUUCCAAACUCUGGAUCAGGAUAAGAAUGGGAUAUUAUCAAAGGAUGAACUCAUUGAGGGAUAUGCAUUAGUUUUAAAGGAUAAAGAAUUAGCUAUUAAGGAAGUCAAUAAGAUUCUUUAAAUUGUAGAUCUCAAUUAGAGUGGAUAAGUUGAUUUCUCAGGUAAAUUAUCGAUUAUUAAUUUAGAAUUCUUGAUGGCAGCUAUGAAUUAAGAAAAAUUGGUAUCCCUUGAACGAGUUAAGGCAGCUUUCAAGAUAUUCGAUGCGAAUGAUGAUGGGAAGAUAUCAAAAGAAGAACUUGAACUUAUGAUUGGCAGCAUUGAUGAAGAGCUGUGGCAAUAGAUUCUAACGGAAUGCAAGGCAGAAGGAGAAAUUACGGAAAAAGAAUUCAUUGAAAUACUACUUAAUCAAAAGCUUUGA
Molecule: messenger RNA, 1838 nt
Organism: Paramecium octaurelia
Lineage: Eukaryota; Ciliophora; Oligohymenophorea; Peniculida; Parameciidae
Source: the annotation of a GenBank genome assembly